GGGUACAUAUAUGUAUUAGUGGUUCUCCUUUGCAUCCAUUCCUUGAAGUAACUUGCCAACAUUUAUAAGGUUGUCCAUCUCAAGCAAAGCUUUGCUGACUGUAACAUGUUACAUGCGGUUAAAAUGACAUUAUGAGAUUAGCUUUCAAAGUACGAGUUUUCAGGACUUACAGGUAAACGGCCCUUUUUUCAACUUAGUUUUUGUAUCUUACCUGAUGCUAUCACAAGUCCGUGUCAACAUAUCAAGUUCUGAUCGCGACAAAAGAGAGCAAGAACAAAGGUAACCGAACCUAUUAUUGAACAUACUGCCACUGGGCCAAUACGUUUUGACGACCUAAUAAACCCACCAAUUCUAGUAACUGUUAUGUCUCUAUUAGAAUUCUGCUUGAUGCAGCGCCUGUGAUGCAAAACUUGUAACAUUGUAUUUUUUAAAUUAAAUUGGAUAGGUAAUCGAUCGUUCUUCGUGUCUCAUCUCAGUACAUAUCUUCGCAAAAAUCUCGUUUAAAUAUGCAUAAGAAUCAAGUAUGAUUUGAGAGUUGUGUGAUGAAUCUCGGGACGGAUGUGAUAGUUUAUUGUACCGUAGAAGACUAUAUAUGGACAAUGUGACAUCGGUAUGUACACGGCUACCUCCUUGUAAACGAUGCAAAUUCGAAGUUCUAAGCCUUCAGAUAUAUAAUAUAAAAGCUUUAUUAAUUCCAGAUCCAAUAAGUGGAGUAGGUUCGUUGCUGUGACCUUCUUACCAGCUGGUUUCGCUGCCAACUUCCCUGUCCACUUCUAUUCCCCACAACAUCACAUCUGUUAUCCGUGUUGUCCUCCUACGUCCUCCUUCGCUUACAGGCUGUGAAAUAAUAAAGCUGCAAAACUCCAUUUGGCGGUCGUAGUUACUUUUUAUCUAGCCUUAAAAUUCAAGUACGCCUAUGUAUGAUGAUUAUGAUUAUAUUUUAGUCUAAUUAGUGUUCGAGUUUCCUCGCUUUUGUUAUCAAUAUGUACGAUCGCAUAAAAUAAUAAUGAACUUUAUUUGGUGCAGAGGUACUGCGUCCGUGACAAGGAGAAACGGAUAGUAAAUGAUAAUUAAACAGCUAACCAGAAUAAAGUGAAUCCAAUGGUGGGAAACUUGUUGUUUCCGGAACCGUAACUAGGUAAAACCUAUUGUGUAUUUAGCAUAACCACAUUUACAAAACAAGAACCUCGUUUUUUAUUGAGGUUUGGUGGCACUUAAUCGGUACAUUAGCGGAAAUGUCGGAAUGAAUGCUGUUUUGACCGACAUCUUUUAUAAUCUAUGAAAGUUGUUUUCGUCCUGAAGCAGACUACUAAUCUCUUGUCGAUUUUCGGCACGGGCUAGCCAAUUGACCAUAGCAGUUUUCAUAUACAUCAUAUUGCAGUUUAAGGUUCCAAGAGGUAUGGAAAACCUUUGUUCUACGAUAGAUUUUCCCUCAUUUGUUCGAUGUCUUUGGUGGACGUGUCUAUCGAAAGGGUUUUUACAGUGUUGGGAUAUUGGACUGAAAGUAGGGCCUAAAAGACAUCAGACAAUCAUUUGCCAAGGGGGGGGGACAAUCCGUAUCGACAACAAUGUUAAAACAGCAUUAUCUUGAAGAUGUACGUUCUGAUCUAUUUUAGAUAAUAAAGAAACCUAUAAGUGGGUAUCAUUGGCGAAAGAUGGGUAGCUAGCUACGAUCAUAGAUAUCAUUCUAUGUCCAGGAUUAUGAUUACUAGUCCGCAUGUUUUGCGCAAAAACACUCCAUGUUUUGAGUUUUACGUAUGGUAUUGCUGUUCAGACAGCUGGAUCCCCACAUGAAAUGAACCGUGUGUCUAUGGACGAGUUCGAGCCUAGACUAAAGCUUCUUUUUUUCCAAUCUUAAUCUAUUUCAUAAGAAAUCAGUAGUUACUUCACAUUUAUCUUAUGCACUCAGUCUCUGUUUUAACGACCCAAUAAAGAAGACCUAUGUGUAGCACACCUUCUAUACUCAGCUUGUAUUGAUACAGAGCGAACAUGGGUAAUAAUAGAUCUUUGAACACCUGCCAAAUAAAUGUACGGUCCGCAUGGAUUCAGGAAACAUUUUUGAGCAUAUAGCACUAAGUGAAAGUGGGGCAUCAUCAUGCGCUCACUGGACAUCGACUCUGAGAACUCUAAACUUUAAGCGCAAUUUACGACGGAUAAACGUAUUGUGCGAAAGGUAUUAAUCGCUUACAAAAGUCGUCUUUACUGUGCUUUUUCUUUUUUUCUUUUACAUCAGAAGUUUUCAUUGAAGAAUCGUACAUUUCUUUGAAGUACCUAAUCUGCACCACGGAGCCGAGCUGCAAAGCUGUCUAUCAAUAGCAGAACCAUUUCAAUGUAAAUAAAUAAACGUAAAUGGAUAUUGGUUGGGAAAGUGCGUCGUUUCGAAUACUGGUUAGAUAGGUACGCAACGUGACCCGAAUGGCAACAUAUUAUUAGGGCCUAAGCGAGAUCAUCGAAACGUUCGUACUCAUAUGUCAAACUAUAUGAUAUUCUGACAAAGUAUCGAAGAGAUUGGCACCAGCUAUUGAACUGUUUUUUUUUUUACCAUGAAGCGGUGGAGUUUACCCGGAAAAUAAUCUGUAGAUAUUGUGCGACUAUUUUAUAGUGGCAAAAUUUGCUUCAUAACAGUUAUCGGCCUUGGGAUAUACUGAAAGUGCACAUUAUACAAACAGCUGUAACCUCAUGUAUGGUUUGAAAUAAAGUAAGUAAAACUAUCAGACCAGACUAGCGUUAAGGGAUGUUUCUGGAAGCGCCAGCUGGACAAGAUGAAUCCUGACGGCAAGGAAAAUGCGAUAGCGCAUAUUGAUGAGGUGGAUAGUGCACUCAGAAUGCUUCGGUGUAUGAUCGACUGCGGCACGGUCGAAACUACUUUAUGUAACCCCAAGCUUGCUCCUUUUAUGGGUAUCAUCAGGAAUCACCCUGAACUUGUCGCCCUAACGAAGAAAAAUAGAGUCACUCAGCUACGACAGACAAAAAACAGAAAAAUCUCACAAAAACAGACAUCGUCAUUAGAACGCCCUUAUAUAAAUAUGGUAGCAACGCUAACGAAGAUUAAAGAAAUGGCUGCGCUCACCUGGACGUUUACUUACCCAGUUCCACGUGAGAUCUUUAGCUCGUUUCUUGCCACUUUUGAAGUUGCGAAAAAACUACCUGCCGCUAUUGGACUGGGAAGCAAGUAUGAACAAAGUAUUUGCUGUCUCAUUGAGGACUUUGAGGUAACGCCAGCGUGGGUGCGACACAAGUGCCCGGCGCUACGCUUUCUAGAGCCGUCUUCAACGGGUAGCCUUUGUCCAAAGGAUUUUUUCUAUGAUUUCAUCGGACUAAUGGACGCUAAUGGUGUUGACGCAAACCUGGUAUUGGCGACCUCGAAGACAAGCAACGAGGGAAAACUGAAGGCAUUUGACAACCUCGAAAGCAUUCGAGAAUACUUAGUCCACUACCUUCCCAACGAAGUGGCUAUUGUGAAUGGGCGUAUGAUAGCCAUUUGUCCUAGCGAUGAUACAAGCUACGAGAAUGAUAUCAGUAACAGUCAUAGUGUCUCUGAGACAACAAAACCUACCUCGUCAGUUAACGAUUCCGUUCAGGAAAAAAAACAGUCUUGGCGGUGGGAGCCAUCAAGUCCGUUGGAACUACUAAAUUUCUUCGGCUUGCGUAUGUGGGCCUUUGAGACGUGGCCUGAAAGUCGAGAAUUCGGUGUGGCAACAAAUCCAGGAAUUCCUCUUGAUGAACUUGUAAAACAAAUGCACAACGUUUUAGAGAAGUCCAACAAUUGGCAAAUAGAAGGAAGACGAAUCCUUGAAAAUUAUGAAGGAUUUCAUCUGCAAGAAGGUCGUCUAUUUGCCGUGAGUCCAGAAAGUAUUCUCUACCCAUCGAACAAGCUACAUUUGUUAGUUUACAUUGAAGAUAUCUGUAAAAAAUUACGCUCAAUGGUCAAUCUUCCUACAAAAGUUUACAGAAGUUUAUACGAGGUCGAGGACUGCUCCUUGGAUUCGCCGUUACGAUAUUUGUCUAAGACGCUCUCAACGUGCCGUUCUCCCGAACCAGUUAAGCUCAAUGCGGCUCGUGUACCUCUGUCCGAUCUCAACAAGCUCAUCUUAGCUUUGCCACAAACGGACCAGCAGAAGCUUGCUGGAAUUUUCCCAGGGGAUACCCUUCUUCGACAUCUUCCUCUGCUGUCAGUGUUGACCGCCUACCCAAUCCUGACAACCGCUGAUGAGUGGCUCCUUACGUAGGAUCACUUGGC
Varroa destructor (honeybee mite) is the source of this 4240-nucleotide messenger RNA. RefSeq lists its product as uncharacterized. NCBI's taxonomy places the organism in Eukaryota, Metazoa, Arthropoda, Arachnida, Mesostigmata, Varroidae. The record is from RefSeq and is a predicted model, not a curated record.